AUGCCACGUAGCGCUGCUGGUUCAUCCAAAAAAGCAAAUAAAGAUCCAAAUGCACCAAAACGACCUUUGUCCGCAUUCUUUCUUUUUUCACAAGAUGAACGUCCAGAUAUCAAGAAGAAAACUCCAUCGAUGUCGGUCGGUGACAUUUCGAAAGAAAUAGGUGCUCGUUGGAAAAAAGUUAGUGAUGACGUUAAAAAACGUUACGAACAAAAGGCUGCUGUCGAAAAACAAAAAUAUGAAGUACGUCUUUCGGAAUAUAAGAAGAGCAGCGGCAGCGGUUCACCAGCUAAAGCAAGCGCCAAAGGUUCAGCAAAAGCAGCUCCAUCAAAAAAAUCACCAAAGAAGCCCGUAGGAAAAAAAUCAGCUAAAUCAAAAUCCUCCGAAGAAGACAAUGAUGAUGAUGACGAUGAAGAUGAAGAUGAAGAUUAA
Messenger RNA from Rotaria socialis, 429 nucleotides. Lineage: Eukaryota; Metazoa; Rotifera; Eurotatoria; Philodinida; Philodinidae. The record is from the annotation of a GenBank genome assembly.